Messenger RNA from Lichtheimia ornata, 1896 nucleotides. RefSeq lists its product as uncharacterized. Lineage: Eukaryota; Fungi; Mucoromycota; Mucoromycetes; Mucorales; Lichtheimiaceae. Bases 1 to 1896 code for a protein of 631 amino acids. Gene Ontology annotation, molecular function: protein binding. The record is from RefSeq and is a predicted model, not a curated record. The transcript has 5 exons.
AUGACCAAAGUAUGGAGCGAUGUCACCGAGCAACCUAUCCUUGUCAUCAAGUCAGGCACAUGCCCCAAUGUUAUUGCCGAUUCGACACGCCGUCUUCAACAAUGCGUACAAGAACAACUCACUUGCCUUGACAACCGUGCAAGAGCCUUGGCAACCAGCGGCAACUUUGACUCAGCCUUGAAAGAUGCAACUAAGAUACAACAAUUGAUUCCUUCUUCGGCUUCUGGAUACUUGUGUGCUGGUCACGUGUAUUCACUUCAAGGACAUCAAAAGGCAGCGAUUGAUAUCUAUGAUCAGGGGCUGGCUGCUGUUCCAUUAUCCGAUCCCUCUCAUCAACAACUUGUCAAAACACGAUCGAUGGCUCAACAACGCGAUAACACAAGAAGCGAUUUCAUCAAAAAGCUCCCUUUGGAUAUCAUUAUGAAUAUUGCACCAAGGAUCUUGUCUGAGAAGAAGAUGACACCAAGCAACAUUCGAGAAUACGUUGACGUGUCCCAUGUAUGCUCAAUCAAUGACAACCUUGCGGAUGAUAAGGACUUGCUGCGUCUGAUUGCGCAUUAUUGUACAACCCUUACGCUUGAAAGCAAAGUUACUUCUUUACGUCAAUUCAUAUCUGAUGCGCGGUCGUUCCCUUUGUUACGGGGUUUGAGCAUUAUCGACUAUGAAGAUGAUGAAGAAGAUUAUGGCAGUUGCCACGUUUCCGACACCAUUGUAUCUUUUCAAUCUGCAGCAACGUUGACACACUUGACCAUCUCUGUUGACGAUCGUUGGAGCAUUCGCUUUGGCGAUAUCUUUAGCAUCUGCCCAAACCUUGUUGAUUUGAAGACGAGUUGGAUCGAUACAAACAUGUCAACUGCACCCAGACGCUGCCCCAAUAUGAAAUCAUUGGAAAGACUCGUAGUUUCGCCUUUUAACUAUGCGAGCGAUUUGAGGAUCAUCCAAAACAAUUGCCCAAACCUUAGAGUCAUUGGUACCCAAAAUCGUGUCGGUGAUUUACCAGCGACAAGCGAUCAUGACAAUACGCCUACUCCCGGUGUGCGUACGUUUCAUGUUCAGGAUAACGAGAAUCAUUGGCUGAAUGAGGAUCAUGGCUAUAUGGAUCACGUGAUGGAAUUCAUGCAACGAAACAGCGACACAUUGCAAGACGUCUCCUUUUACGCGUCGUUCCCGUUCAAUCAACGAUUUGAGGACGUUGCAGAUUUUGAUACUAGCAACCCGCCUCUAUUCAAUCGGAUGACAAGUUAUUCGCAAGAGAUAGACACAUUGCAGCAUGAAAUCAUGGCCAGCAUGGUUGCACAGCAAUCACCUCAUUUGAAAAAAUUUGAGCUUGUUUCUACUGGCAAUGAGGAAACCGAUGUGGGUGUAUUCUUUGAUGAACUGAUUGGCCGUUGCAAACUUGAAGAGGCCAUCGUCCGAUUGCCAUGUCGGGAUGAACUUGGAGACGCGGAGGGCAUCGAGCGCUUUAUUCAGUAUCAUAGCACCAUCGAUUCGCAAUUACAUACCACUGCCACGGCUCAAAGCGUUGGGAUUCGAUUGGCUCUGGUGCUAGAGGAAGACGAUUUAAGAAAUGGUGAUCGGGGUGAUGGGGAUGGUGAAAAAAUUUCACGCUUCAUUCAGAAACUCGGCUUGGGAUGUCCACAACUAGCGCAGCUAGAAAUAUCCAGCAGUGAAGAAAUAAUGCCUGAUAUCGUUUUUGUACAGCUGUCCAAGCUCAACAUCAAGUCGCUUACAUUGAUCAUACGAUUGAAUAGCAACACAAUAGCAAGCUUAUUGAACCUACUGGAAUGCCCACAGCUGCAAGAGCUACAUAUUCAUCCUCCCUGCAAUACAAAGGACCCAAUCAGCCAAUGCGUUAGAAGGAUGCUAAAGAGUAAAAUACCCAGCGUAACGUGGUAA